Cooperia oncophora is the source of this 210-nucleotide messenger RNA. NCBI's taxonomy places the organism in Eukaryota, Metazoa, Nematoda, Chromadorea, Rhabditida, Trichostrongylidae. The record is from the annotation of a GenBank genome assembly.
AUGCAACUGGUGAACACCGAUAAGGAGCGCGAACAGGCGGCAAAGCGUCGCGCGGAAUGUAUCCAUAAGGCAGCACGCCCACCCGUUAUAGCGGAUAACUUCGGGGCACUGAAAGAGGCUGUAAAACGUACUCAUGCGGGAAUGGGGAUGGAAGACGCAGGUAAAUCUGUCUGGCGGAACUAUCCGAAGCAGCCAAACAACAACCAGUGA